CCGCCCUUAUAAACGAAUACCUACCAGCCUUGGUAAUAUGCGCGCCCUGAUUGCCGGAGGAAGAGCCAAGACAUAAUAGUCAUCCCCUGGCAAGGAAACAAGUCAUUUUUUCUUCACAAUGGCGCCACACGCCGACCGGGACGACAACGAGGAGACCAUCGUGCGCCUGCCGGCCCCCGAGCGGCCGCCCUUCUCGGCCUCGCCCCCGCGGAUCCUCAUCAUCGGCGGCGGCAACCGUGGCAUCGUGUACUCCAAGGCCAUCAAGAAGUCGACCAACGGCGUGAUCGUGGGCGUGGUCGAGCCCAUCGCCGUCAAGCGGCGCCACAUCGGCCGCAGGUACAUCUGGGGCUCGGGCGAGCCGGCCGAGGGCCAGGAGUUCGAGACGUGGACCGAGUACGUGCGGUGGGAGAAGGAGCGCCGUGCCCGGGCCGCGGCCGGUGAGGCCGGCGUCCCCGAGGGCGUCGAUGCAGUCUUCAUCUGCGUGCAGGACCAGUUGCACCGCCAGGCUGUGCUGGACUUGAAGCCGCUGGAUCUGCACAUCAUGUGUGAGAAGCCGCUCGCACCGAACCUGGACGACUGCUUGGACAUAUAUAGGGCUCUCUUGCCCGAAUCGUCACAAACCCCGUCAAAGCUCUUCUCCAUCGGCCAUGUUCUCCGCUACAGCCCCCAUAACAUGCUGCUGCGAAAGCUAUUGGUCGAGGAUAAGGUAAUCGGCGAGGUCCAGGCUGUCAACCAUACAGAGCCCGUGGGUUGGAACCAUUUCACCCAUAGCUAUGUGAGGGGAAACUGGCGAAAGGAGUCCACGUCCGCACCAUCCCUCCUCGCAAAGUCGUGUCAUGACAUAGACCUAUUGUACUGGCUCCUGGCGGCCGGCCCAACAGGCUCCUCCAAGCCAGCCCACGUGCCCAAGGACAUCUCCUCGUCCGGGUCCCUCCAGCACUUCAAGCAGUCCCGCAAGCCAGCGGAGGCGGGCAGCGCGACAAACUGCAUGUCCUGCGCGUUCGAGCCGUCCUGCCAGUUCUCAGCCAAGCGGAUCUACACCAGCCCCCAGCUCAAGAGCGAGAACCAGGACCGCUGGGCCCGCAUCGCCUGCCCGGAGAUGGAGGAGUGCAUCGCCGAGGGCGGCCCCGCCGCCGGCCAGGCGGCGCUGCUCGCGACGCUCUCGGAGGACUACGACGCGUCGGCCACGCCCGCGGCCGAGGUCAGCAGCCGCAACUGGUUCGGGCGGUGCGUCUACGAGGCCGAUAACGACGUGUGCGACAACCAGACCGUGACGCUCACCUGGGACGACGACCCGGUGGGAGAGGCCACCGGGCCCGCGGCGCUGGCCGGCAGGGGCAGCAAGACGGCGACCCUGCACAUGGUGGCGUUCACCAGGAAGAUCUGCCAGCGCCUCACGCAUAUCUACGGCGCGGACGGCGAGAUCACCGCCGACAGCUCGUCCAUCACGGUCGAGGACUUCCGGACCGGCGGCAGGCAGGUGUUCUACCCGUACGUGCCCAAGGGGGGCGGGCACGGCGACGCGGACGAGGGGCUCGCCCGCCAGUUCGUGCUGGCCGUCGACAAGGUCAAGAACCACGGCUGGGACGUGGCGCGUGCGCAGAAGGAGUACAUGGGCUGUUCAUUGGAGGAUGUCAUCAUGAGCCACAGCAUGGUGUUUGCGGCAGAGGACGCGAGGAAGGGCAGGGCUGUGGUUGACUUCCCUAAGUGGUGGGAGGGCAAUGUUGUUGGGAGGCUGUGAGACCUGCGUGUGGCGUCGAGAGCUCCUGCUUCCAGACAGUCCGUACCAAUAAAUAAGAAGGCUUCAUAUGAAGCCGAUCGAACAAGAGCUUCUCCAUUGA
Messenger RNA from Diaporthe batatas, 1841 nucleotides. RefSeq lists its product as uncharacterized. The record is from RefSeq and is a predicted model, not a curated record. Bases 119 to 1741 code for a protein of 540 amino acids. Gene Ontology annotation, molecular function: nucleotide binding. NCBI's taxonomy places the organism in Eukaryota, Fungi, Ascomycota, Sordariomycetes, Diaporthales, Diaporthaceae. The transcript has 3 exons.